CGUCGCCGUCCCAACCACGAUGAACUUCGUACAACCGAUGCUGCGUCUACUUGCUCUCGUAGUGUUGGUCGCCCGGACAAACGCUGAGGAUUCCCCGCGGCGCGCAACGUUCGAGCCGAGCCCGAUUGCAGUGGCCACCCCGGACUCCAACACGUUCGCGCUCGUCAACAGCACAGAGUGCGACAAGAAAGGGGUCGCCACGCUCUACAAGAUCUACGAGCGCAACACCAUGGUCUUCCAGACGUGCGUGUCCGACGGCAACUACCAGAUCUUCCCGUUCUCUGGAACCUACCCGACGCCCGAGCAGAUCGGAAACAUGGCACGGUCUCUCGCCUGUCGUGCCAUCUUCAGCGCCGCACUUCUCGCAGGGCUUCCGGAGUGCAACAUGGGCGGCUUCUCGCUUCGAUCCGCCGCUGAAACUCAACUCAAAAUUACAGUGGACGUCGCCAACUACCCGCAGAACCCGGACGUGAUCCCGAGCACCGACCGGUUCGUCAAGAUGAUGAACUGGCGGCGCGGUGUCAACCUCGCGGAAGCUGCAGGUCUGCCGUGCGACAACAACUCAAGGCUCUACUCGGACUAUGCGAGCAAUCUGUACACGAUCACGACGGACGGUUUGGUGCGCCUCUCGUCGAGCAUGAAGGUGGAAUACCGACCGGACGUCAACAGUCCGUUCAGCCAGGAGAAGAUCAUGGAUCAUCCAGGUAUGCCAAUGCUUCGAGGAACCGGUGGGAGCCUCGAUGGCAGCGUGGACACUCUCGGGUCGGCUGCGGACGUCGAGUCAACGGGCAGUGAUACGAUUAAUGCUAUUACUCCGCAGACUGUCCCAGGCGUUGCGGACGAGUCCAGUGCUAUGAGCUGGAGCAAGUCUCGGUUAUAUGUGGUCAUUGCGUCUGUGGCAAUACUCGCGCUCGUGUAG
Molecule: messenger RNA, 919 nt
Organism: Phytophthora sojae
Lineage: Eukaryota; Oomycota; Peronosporomycetes; Peronosporales; Peronosporaceae
Exons: 1
Coding region: 20-919 (299 amino acids)
Cellular component (GO): extracellular region
Source: RefSeq, a predicted model, not a curated record